GAAUGGAAUCUGCAUAUCAAGUACGCCCAAGUACGUGAUUCCGGGACGUACGAAUGUCAGCUGUCAGCCCAUCCCCCCAUCGGCAUCCUGGCCAGUCUCAACGUCAUAGAGACUAUGUCAGAGAUCACGGGGGCUCCAGACUUCUACGCCCAGGAGGGCAGUGACGUCACGCUGUGGUGCAGGUUACGACACUUCACGGAACCUCCCAGCUACGUCUUCUGGUACCACGGCAACGACAUGAUCAAUUACAACGCUGACGAGAAGAUCACCGUCAUUAGCCAGGGAGGCGAGAGCAGACUCCGGAUUCAAAAAGUCGAGAAAAAGGCGUCUGGGAACUACACCUGCAUGCCAGCCAAUGCCAGGCCUUCUUUCAUCAUCCUUCAUGUUAUCACAGGGGAGACCCCAGCGGCCAUGCAGAGGGCGUCCGCUCCGCCCAUCGACAGCGCCUUCACCGUCACCUUAGGUCUAGCGUCUGUGUUUAUGCUCCUGAACGGCCUAUGAUGAGGUCUUCUAUCUCCUCCUCCUCCUCCUCCUGCUUCUUCUCCUUCUCCUUCUUCUCCUCUGGUCGUUUGGGAACUUUGAGCACAUGUUUGUGACUGCCAGGAUGGAGCUGCAUGAGAGUUGUGUCUGUAUGUUCUGUAUGUUUGUAUAUAACGUUUGUGAGUGAGCGAAUAUUGACCUGGUUUAUCUGUGUAUGAGUACAAAGGCUGUAUGAAUGUUUCUGGGGAGAAAUCUAUAAUGUAAAUAUUACCUGUAAAUGAGGUUUACCUGUCUGUGAGGUUUACCUGUAUGUGUAUAUAAUGCCUGGGAGAGUAUUGCUGUUGGUGAUGUUCAUCUGUUUGUGUAUAUAAUGUUUGUGUGAGAGGAUGUACAAUAUCGAGACACCCACGCGUGUAUUUAUAAUCCUUGCCAAUGCCAGAGGUGUUGGUGAGAUUUGUAAGUGUAUAUAAUGUUUGUGAAGGCGCAGGUGUUUUUAAUGUUUAUGAACACCUUUAUGUUUUGUAAAUAACGGUCAAAGGUGAAUGUUGAUGAAGCUUAUAUCUCUGUUUGUAAAUAACGGUGUUAAGGAGAGAUACUGAGCCAGAUUUGUAUGUUUCUAUAAUGUUUGUAUGUAUGUGAAUGCUUGUUGGUGGGGUCUGAUAAAUACUGUAACUACAGAUAGUACUAUAUAAUGUGUAUGAGUGUGUAUGUGACACCUGGAAAUUAAGUGUCAAGUUGCUUUGUCAUUUGUGUCAUAAUUGUUUCUAACUACUUUAACAUCUUCCAUCUGUAACUUUGCUUCUUAACUCAAGGGAAGGUGUUUGUUCUGUGUAUGUGAUUAUGACUUUGCGAGAAGAAAUGUUUGACUUAAUUUCACAAAAAUGUACAUUUACUAAAACAGCUUUGAACAUGAGGGGUUCGUCUACACUACAAUCAAACAUGUCAUCAAUAAGUUGGAAACUUAACGCAUACAUGUUACGAAUAGGUUGACAGCAUUAGCAUUAAAACAUGUUUAGCAGUUAAAGGAUAAAUGUUGAAGCGAUUGUCACUUUUUUCCCCUAGGAGCUACCAUACUGUAAUAUGCCUAUGCGUGCGACAUAACUUCAUAAAACCCACACACAGUCAAAAGUUCCACAAGAUUUCACUGGAAUCCAUCAAUAACUUUUGGAAGCAUCACAUCACAAAAGAGAGAGAGAGAGAGAGAGAGAGAGAGAGAGAGAGAGAGAGAGAGAGAGAGCAUCCAGUUCUUCCUUGGUACGACUUCACUAUCUGCGAAACUUUAUUUGAAAUCCAUCAACAACUUUGAGAGAAAUCUUGUGGACAAAAAAAAAAAAAAAAAAAAAAACGAAAAACAUAAGAGAAA
This is a messenger RNA of Macrobrachium nipponense, 1843 nucleotides long. RefSeq lists its product as uncharacterized. Gene Ontology annotation, biological process: synapse organization. The record is from RefSeq and is a predicted model, not a curated record. NCBI's taxonomy places the organism in Eukaryota, Metazoa, Arthropoda, Malacostraca, Decapoda, Palaemonidae. Gene Ontology annotation, cellular component: neuron projection membrane.